This is a messenger RNA of Phaeodactylum tricornutum CCAP 1055/1, 4473 nucleotides long. RefSeq lists its product with no specific name. Lineage: Eukaryota; Bacillariophyta; Bacillariophyceae; Surirellales; Neidiaceae. The record is from RefSeq and is a predicted model, not a curated record. The transcript has 2 exons. The coding region runs from base 1 to 3894 and encodes 1297 amino acids.
AUGACAACAGUUUCACAGGCAGUGCCUGAAAUGCCUGACUUGUUGGACGACCCAAUUGGUGGUUCCGUGCCGCCGUCCGACACAGCGAGUCUGUUUCCCGGCAUCACUCGCAGUCUCUUUUCCAAUGUUAAGCUCCCAGCGCUGUGGAUGGUAGCAUACAAAAACGCAGAGCGUCGUGUGGAAGGCAUGCCACUUGCAUACAUGUUUGUGUCGCUGCUUAGUGCUGUUUUCUGGAUUGGUGUGUGGCGAGUGUAUCGUCGUCAAAAACGGCGGCUACAGCUUUCGUUGCGAAGUCAACGUCCUCGACCGCCUUCCUUGUUGUUGUCGGGGAGUGCUCGUGCUCGUGCCUCUACUAGCGAGAGUGGGGCGCGUUCAUGGUCUUCCUUCACAGCGCGCCAAUGGUGGUGGAGGCGGACCCGUGUACCAGAAAGGACCCGCAGUCAGGACUUUCCACCCAACACAUCCGCGUAUUCGUCAUGGAAAGAUCAUUCACAGCGGAGUGCCAGUAACAGCUUUGCACAUGAGAUGAUGCUGGCCGCAUAUGACGACGACGAAGAUUGGAUGUACGAAAAAAACUACGAACGACAACAGCCUUCCGAAGAAUCGCAUGCUCGAUAUUAUGGACCCUCAGUGACGACUAUUGCUUUCACUACUUGGACACCCCCGCCAACCUGGGCUGAAGCUUCCAAACGACUGUUAUCGAGCGUCGGACAAUUGCAACGGACCCUACAACUGUCGUUGGCUACUUCUACAGCAACUCUGACUGUCUUGGAUAGGACGAAAAGAGUAGUCACGCUAUCUUCAGCCUCGUCAAAUAAAACCCCGCAUCUCAAAACAAACGGGUCCUCAUCAGAUCUGUUGGAAAGAAAAGCACUGCGUUGGCUAGCAGCUGACUGCUCUGUCCAGACGCAUGGCCUCCCGGAGGGCGGUGUGAUGCAUGUCUACGUCAAAGGCAAGCCGCGUUCGGAAUGGAUGGAGCAUACCUUCGAAUCAGCAGCGGCAGCGGCACAAUUUCAAACAGACGUAAUUGCGCUGCAACUACUAGGAGCACAGAUUCGGCAUAUGUACGAUGCCUUGUCAAUAUUACAUCAGGGGAGUGAAGCAUUUGCUGGCUCCGAAUACGUUCUUCACGAUACUCAGUGGCAACCCUUAAACGAAAAAUUACAUUGUGUUUGCGAAGGAAUUGCGUGGGACGAUCUGAUGCGAUGCUUGGGUAGUAGCUUUCCCGCAAUUCGGUUUACGCUAGACAUGAUACGAUGGUUGCAGUCGAACAAAGCUAGCCGACCUCACUCACGCAGCAAGAAAGACGCAACAAACCCUGAGUCCAAGCAGGCCACAACCCCUGUGGAAAGCAGUGAUGCGAGUGACGGCAAGGGGCAUAUGUCUGAUCUCUACAAAUACUCCAAGCAGCGGCUCUUGCUAGGUCCGGUUGAUUUCUUUCGCCUUUUCGUUCCACGCUUACCAGAAGAUGCUGUGCCUCAUGAGCGAAGUGAUCCGUCUCGGAUGGAGCAGUUGCUUCGUUGGCGAAAGCGCGUAGCUCGUGCUUCCGUCUUGGUUGAUUCAUAUGUGAAAGCACGCUCGGUCGCAAAUAAAGGAUGGAAAUUGCUGCAGUAUCCUCGAGCGAAAAAUUAUAUUCGAAAGCGGUUGGCAUACGAUGAUAAUACCGAUAAUUAUUUAUGUGAUUGUGAUGAGAAGAACGUUUACUACGAGCCUACAGUUUCCCGUGAUAUCCCAUGUCAGGUACGGGGCUUACAAGGUCUGCGGAGCAAGCGUGAUUGGCAAUUGGUCAACAACAAAAUCAAACGGUCGACGAUCAGCGCAACACAAGCUUGCACGCUGGUUGCCGUGCACAUGUUUCACAUUCCGGCCAACGAGCCUUCCGUAGAAGGACUCUGUCGAAACGAUCCCGUCCUAGUGAUCCCGUCCUUACGUAAGCUGGUGGAAGAAAAUACUGACUUGCAAUUUUUUGUAACAGCUUGGUUUCAGGAAACACAAAGAGUCGCACACAUUUAUGUUUGGGUUCGGAGCUUGGCAAAAGGAAUAGAUUUGGCAUUCGACUUGGUGUUUGAUCGAUAUGUAAAAGGGGAUAAGAGUUUGCGUGAUCGAAAGCUGGAGGUGAUCUUUCAACUGGGAAUUGAAGCCAACAAAAUGACACUUUUGACGUGGUGCGCAUUGAACAUGUUGUCGCUCCUGAUUAGAUUAGCUUGGACGGGCUUUCGAUGUGUACCACAGAGCGUCUCAUAUCCAGAGCGAAGGUUGAUUCCUGCCUUGCAUGUGGCCAGCAUUGGAUCAACAUUUCACUACGGGGGAUCUCUUCAAGGAGAUAAGUCGUUGCCUUUGAACUACGUUGCCACGGUUGUUCAUCUGGAUUCCCGGAAAUCCAAUUCGUUUGCGACUCGAAUUCUCUUGAGUUACGUCGAGUGUGGAGGACUGGCACGAGAUGUGGUUGACUUUACGUUUCUUAUUGCGGCUGAGAAAAUUGAUGAGUUACCCGAGAGGGCAAUCGCAGCAGUCCGAGUUGUACGAACGAACCCCGAAGACACAAGUCUCCAUUUAAAUUGUUUACGUCCUUCGAUCACGAGAAACGACGACGAUACCAACGAACUCGUCUCUUUGGCAAAUUCAAGAGCCCCGAGACCAAUGAUGAGUCUCUUCUUCCAAAUCUUCGUUACGGAUCCAGUUGUUGCUGCUGCCCGCUUGAUAGGGAAGAAAGUCGGUCGCAUUCUAGAUUUUUACUCAACAACCGGUAGAAAAAAAAGGUCUAAUACACCAAAUCAUCCAAAAUUCGAUGACGAAGCGGUGGUAGUUUCGACCAUCAAUCCAUUUGAAAAAGCUGUAAACGAGCUAAUUGUGAUUCUUAAGGAUGUGACCGUUCCAGUACGGAGGGAGCAGUUGAAUCAUCGAAAGUUCGAUCCGAUGGCAACUACGCCGUUCUCGUCAUCUCAUGACGUACCAUGGCUUGCAGAUUCAGGAGGUGGGCAACAUUGGGAUGAAGUGCUACAAAUUCCAAUUCUUCGAACAGUAAACCGAUCGGAUAUCCUUCGAUUUUAUAUAGGAAGUGAAUGCAGCCUCAAAAACACCGCAGUGCGAUUGGUCGAAAGUGCUGCUUGGCAAGGUCUUACCUUUCCUAUAAACAAGCCAUUGUGCCGCGUCGAGCUUCAAAAUGCUCAAUUCUUCCAGCAAGGUAUUGAUUUAAUGGGCAAUCCGAUUUUCUACUUUCGACACACAUGCCUCGGUCCAUGGAGGGGAGACGAAAAUGCUGUUGUUGCCGCUGUUUUUUACAGAUUCGACAAGAGCUUGAGAAAGCUUUUAAAAGAAGAUUCGGGUGUCCGGUGUACUUUAAUUGUCACACUAGGACGGCCUCAAAUGGCGAAGCGGAGAAAAAUGUCCGCUGGAUCGGCGUCGAUGACCGAAAAUAGGGGUGACAAAACCCAUGUAUUGGAUUCCAAUGCUGCUUCCGCUGUAUUUGAGAUGGACCUCGAUGAAGAGCAGGAUGAGUCUGAAACCUCGGAGCAGUUGGACGGCGAAGUGGGAAUUGACGACGCGAUCAAUGAGCCCAGAGGUAACAAUCCCCGUAUCGAUUCAGAAGAACACUGGCAUGCUCACACGAACGAAGCUGUUGUCAAGCGUUUGUUGAAGAUUGCGCUGUCGCACUAUCCCGAACGGCUGCACAAAGCGUUGGUUGUUGUCGGGCAUGGGAACACAAAAUAUACUCGUACUGCAAUUGGAGGCGCCUUUACGUUAUCGAAGCUUGUGGAUUCGCCAAGAACUCGAGAGAAAGUCAAGUUUCUCGCACGCUACUCGGAUUUACAGCAGUACGUUUCGAGACAAGAACUUGUUACCAUUGUCGGCGGAACAGCGCACGUUCAAGCGUCGGCGUUUCAAUGUCGCUGAUCUUAGGAUAAGUAGUAACACUUUCUAUGCAUUACAACAACACACAAUUAUGCACACAAAGUCGGAAGCAAGACCCUGUGAUCAAAUGUGCGCAAUUUGGACACGUGAAUCACAGAAGAGAUGGAGGAAUAGCGCAGCGUUCAGCUAUCCGACUGAUGUUCAACAGCCGGCUUUUUUACCAGCAACUUUUUUAGUUCUUUGAAUGAAAGAUCUGGCCAAUUUGGACCUACUACAUCACAAAGAGCAAGCGACGCAAGAUGGUGUUUGAUUGCUUGUUUUGAAAUAGUAUUCACGUCCCUAUCAUGCUCAUAAAACAAAUUUUCGCGAAGAAUAGAAUUGCCAUCGUCAGCUGCCAAUAAAGUAAGCCCUACCAGCUCAUUCGCCUCCGCAUUCGACAAGGUGUUAGAAGAAGUUGACGGGCGUACGGAGGUCCAUUGCAUUUUACCGACGAAACCUGCGUCUUCCAACUGCUUCAAACAUGCCAUUGCAGUAAGUCCAUCAGGCGUUUUCAUAGGCUCCGCAGGGGGGCCAGUGACACCAAAGGCUUCAAUUCUUACCCCCGCAGGACCUGUUUCGUUG